AUGGCAAAGAAUAAAAAAAGUAGAGACAAGAAGAGCAAAAGGAGAAAAAAAGCUGUGGCUUUUCCAGCAACAGAUAAACACUCUGACAAAUCUUAUUGUCCUGCGGUAACUCAUUUGGAUGGAGCUGAAGGCUCAAAAGUUAAACCCCUCAAGGCAGCCAUUUCAUCUCCUAACCAAGUCCCCGCUAAGCAAGAUGGAUUGCAAGAAGUCCGACUUGCUCUGGAGUGUUUACAGGAUGGCCCUAGGCCCCAAAAGCAAGAACUGGAAGAAAUCAACAUAGCCUCUGAAGGAGAACCCAGGCGUCCUAUCUUCAUUUGCAAAGAUCUUCUAGCAAAACAAAGGGGGCCCCUCAUCGAGUUGAUCAGGAAAUAUUCGGACGUUUUCGCAUGGACAUAUGAAGAAAUGCCAGGAUUAGACAAAGAUGUUACCAUGCAUCGUUUGAACGUCAUCCCCUUGGCUCGCCCAGUUAAGCAAGGAGUAAGAUUUUAUAAGCUCGAGGUGGAGCUCAACAUCAAGGACGAAGUGGUGAAGCUGCUUGGAGCAGGGUUUAUCAAACCCAUCCAAUAUCCCACCUGGCUUUCUAGUAUCGUCCCAGUUAUCAAAAAGAAUGAUCAAAUUCGAGUGUGCGUCGAUUUCAGAGAUCUAAACAAAUCUUGCCCCAAAGAUGAGUUCCCACUCCCAAACAUAGAUACCUUGAUUGAUUCAGCGGCGGGGCACCAUAUGUUCUCAUUCAUGGAUGGCUUCAGCAGCUAUAACCAGAUCAAGAUGGCCCCAGAGGAUGCCCCAAAGACGGCGUUUCGCACUCUUAUAGGUAACUUUUUCUAUACUGGGACACGCGUGUCCCAAUCUGGACACGCCAUGGACACGGCGAGAAGAGUAACUGAAAGGGGGAAAACGAGAACAAACCUGGUCGGCGACGAUCCAGAGCCCUUCGACUUCGAUUGA
Molecule: messenger RNA, 945 nt
Organism: Camellia sinensis
Lineage: Eukaryota; Viridiplantae; Streptophyta; Magnoliopsida; Ericales; Theaceae
Source: RefSeq, a predicted model, not a curated record